Molecule: messenger RNA, 3024 nt
Organism: Phytophthora sojae
Lineage: Eukaryota; Oomycota; Peronosporomycetes; Peronosporales; Peronosporaceae
Exons: 14
Coding region: 1-3024 (1007 amino acids)
Biological process (GO): long-chain fatty acid biosynthetic process
Cellular component (GO): fatty acid synthase complex
Molecular function (GO): fatty acid synthase activity; enoyl-[acyl-carrier-protein] reductase (NADH) activity
Source: RefSeq, a predicted model, not a curated record
AUGCUGGUCGAGAGCAUUCGCAAGAUGGAUCACGUGCUCAAGGUCAUCGAGGCGGCCAAGCGUCGCACCAUGAUGCACAUGACCGGCUUCGCGGCUACGCUGACGCUGCUGAAGCAGGCGCUGGAGGCCCUGUUCGCGAAGACCGACGCCAACCAGACGCGCAUCCUGCACUCACGGCUGCUGACUGAGGCCAAGCCGAAGCAGGUCCAGGACGUUGAGCGUGUCAAGUGCGCCAUCAAGGACAGCCAGCUGCAGCUGCCCGAGUACGCUACGAGCGAGGAGACUACCAACCUGCAGACGGUGGACGUCGUUGUCGAUGAACUUAUUAACAUGCCGUUGCUGCAGCUCGUUGACUGGACUGCGACGUGGGCAAAGAUCGCGGAGCACCACUCGAGCGCGACUCACGUGCUGGAGUUUGGACCUGACCUUGGCGUGGCGAAGCUGAGCGACAAGUUCGCGGAAGGCCUGGGCAUCGAGGCGGUGAUGGCGACCGCCAAGCACCCCGUCAUGAGCACAUCGACGAAGUACACCCCUCACAUCGGCCUGCAGCAGUUCAUCGACGCUACGCCGACCUUAACUCCUGCCGAGGUGAUGUGGGCGAAGAAGUUCGGCCCGCAUGUGACUGCGUCGGGCGGGCUCUACAACAGGUUCACGCACGCGCUGAACAAGCCCCCCCCAUCAUGGUCGCGGAAUGCGGGUUUCCACGGCGAGCUUGCGGCGGGUGGCCUGUCGCGCCCGAACAUCUUCGAGGACGCGGUGAACGAGCUGGUGUCGAAGAUAAAGCUUGGUCUUGGCAUCGCGAUCAACAUGCUGUACCUGAACGUAAAGCUUGGUCUUGGCAUCGCGAUCAACAUGCUGUACCUGAACGCGAAGCACGGCGUGCUUAUCGAAAGCAUCACAAUUGCCACUGGUAUCCCAACGCAGGAGCGUGCGCUUGAGAUGAUGUCGCAGAUGGAGGCCGUUGGCAUCAAGGUGGUGUGCUUCAAGACCGGUUCGGUGGACGGUAUCCACGCGGUGCUGAAGAUUGCCGCGGCGAUGCCGUCGAUGACCGUGAUGCUGCCGUGGACUGGCGGCCGCGCUGGUGGCCACCACAGCUUCGAGGACUUCCACCAGCCGAUGGAGGAGACGUACGCCGCCAUCCGUCGCGUGUCGAACGUGCUGCUGCUGGUGGGCUCUGGCUUCGGCAACUGGGAGGACUCGAAGCAGUACCUCACGGGCGAGUGGAAAGCCUGCGGAUGGUGGAAGGAGUUCAACGACAAGUACUUCUCUAUCCCGCGCGAACAGGUGGAGCUGGUGCUCCGCCUGAACAAGCAGGACAUCAUCGCGCGCCUGAACGCGGACUACCAGAAGCCUUACUUCGGCUGUAAGCGCAACGUCGAGACGGGCGAGGUUGUCCCGACGGAGCUGGAGGAGUGGUCGUACGGAGACGUGUUGACGCGACUGGUCGACUUGACCUACGUGGAGGUGGAAGGCAAGCCGCAGCGCUGGUUCAUCACGCGCACGGAGGAGCGUUUCCGUCACGAGAGCGCUGGCGCACUGUUUGACCAGUCGGAGCUCAAGUCAAACCCGCGCGAAACGCUGAGCGCAUUCAUUGCGAAGUACCCUGCGACAGUGUCGACGCUGAUCUCGGUGCCGGACUGCGACUUCUUCCUGGAGCUGUGCCGCAUGGGUGGCAAGCCGGUGAACUUCGUGCCUGCGAUCGACACGGAAUCCAAGACAAGGUUCAAGAUGGGACUCUCUGUGUGCGACGAGCAGCGCGUGUUCACCCUGCAGGACCCCGUGGCUGUCCGCUACGGCACGGAGGUGGACGAGCCCGAGGUGGAUAUUCAGGGAGGCAUCAAUACUGGCUUCAUCAACGUCGUGAAGGAGAGCGAUGCGAUUGCUGCCGCACCGGUUGCUGCUGCCAAGCCGAUUGUGGACAUCGCCGGUGCUGAGGUCACGAAGAGCGAAGGCAGUGUGGAGGACUGGCUGGAGGCGCUUAUCCUGUCAACUCACGUCGUGGAGAAGAAGAUGUGGCUUGUGAUCCCGUACGUGAUCGAUGUCGCCGGUGUUCGCGUGUUCGACAGCCCCAUCGACAUCUCGGGCCCCGUAAUUGAGAUCACGAAGAAGGAGGCGUCGAUUGUCGUUGUGGUGAACGAGAUGGCGCUCCAGUACUACCCUGAGCUACCAUGCUCGAUCCACGCUGAGGGCAGCGGCUUCAUCGACAAGAUGUUCUACCCCUACUUCUGCGUGGCCAUCGAGGGCACGGAAGAGGAGUCGUGCGAGGCGGCGUGCACGGAAAGAGUGAUGUCUCCUUUCACGGCCGACUUCAGCAUCACAAAGGAGGAAAUCAUGGCGUACCGUACCGCGUUGGGUCUCAGUAAGGACGAGGAGGGUGCCCCCGCCGACUUCGUGACGAUCGUGCCGUGGCGUCCGCAGAUCCGGUCGGUGUUCACGAAGGAGGUGAAGGCCAACCUGCUGGGCCUGGCGUCCGCGACGUUCCUGCCUGACGACGACAUCGUGACUCACGAUGCUCAUGAUUCAACGUGCACGGUGGCCCUCAUUUCGCGCAAGACGGUGGGCGAGCAACUGGAGGAGGUGCUGUUGCCGCUGGUGGGGCUGCACAGCGAGUUCCUGAUCCGAGGAUCGUUCAAUGACUUUGAGCCGAUGUUUUUGAUCGAUAAGCCGACGGACGAUUUCGUGACCAAGCGCCAGGAGGAUGUGGAGAUCCUGAAGGCGAAGUCAUGGCUGAAGCUUGCUGCCGAGGCCUCGGUGAGAGUCUGUGUCCUCUUGUCGUUUGAGCUGACGACGAAGAAGCACUACGCGUCCAUCAACGCACUGAGCUUCGUGGAGGCUACGGUCGUGCUGUGCCGUGAAGAGGCUGGUUCGAAGAUGGAGACCGGCACGGUGCAGUAUGGUAUGAUGAAGCAGGCGCCGAUGGCGUUUGGGUGCCCUGGUGGUAUUCACCUGCGCACGACGUUCGGUCACUUCAUCCUCGAGAUGGUGCGGAAGAAACAGAAGUCCAUUACGGCGCACUUUUGGUGA